Molecule: messenger RNA, 2593 nt
Organism: Theobroma umbraticum
Lineage: Eukaryota; Viridiplantae; Streptophyta; Magnoliopsida; Malvales; Malvaceae
Gene: WIT1
Product: WPP domain-interacting protein 1
Source: RefSeq, a predicted model, not a curated record
AUUGUUGAAAAUAUUAAAGUUUAACCUCUUGUCUUUCUUAAUUCUUAUUAAUCUCAGUGUUAUUCGGCACAAAUCUUCUCUUCGUUUCUUUCUUCUUCUUGUUUUUUCUCUACACCUCUGUCAAGGCUCAACACCCUGCAACUUGCCGUAAGCUGACACACCAUUCAAAUGGAUGCUGAUGUCAUUCAUGAAGAAGGUGUAUCUGGUGAUGAUUUCAAUAGUAUGGAACCGGAGGCAGGAUCAAAUAGAGCUGACAUACUUGAUGGGAUUUCAUCUGGUGGGGAGGUGAACGGAGAAUUAGGAAGGGCUAGCGAUAUUCUAACAAGAUUAGAAUUAGAUUUAGCAUGUUCUUCAGAGAAAUUGGUUAACUUAAGUAUACUUACAAUGCAUGUGGCUACUAGAGAAACUGACUUUGAAUCGUUUAUGUCAGAGAAAAAUUUUAUGCUAGUAGAUUUGGUUGAGAAGGCUCUGGAAUUUGAUCUCUUAUCUGGGAUAUUAGAUUCAGAGGCUAGAGAACUGGAUAAGUUUAUGGAGAGUAUUGAAACUGAUAUUAUUGGUGCGUGUGAGACUAUAUCUUCAUUUAAGUACUUGGGAGAAACUUUCUUCAAAAUGGAGGAAAAGUUGCAUGGUUAUGAAGAAUCAUUAAAGCAGUCACAAGAUCAAGUCUCCGAAAUAAAGAUGCAAGCUGCUGAUUUCCAAAGGAUUUUGUCAUGUCUUCAUGGAAAUGAAAAUUCAGGGAAUGAUGUAAAAGGUGUGAAUGUCUCAGAAGCUGAUCAAUCGUCUAAUAAUAAUGCAAAGAUAAAAAUGCAAACUAUUGAACAGCAAAGGCAUAUUUUGAGGAUGCUAGAGAAAUCUUUGGCUAGGGAAAUUGAUUUGGAAAAGAAGUUAGCAGAAUCAAGGCAAAUUGAGGAGGAGAUGAAACCGAGGCUACUCUCUUUAGAACAUGGGAUGACCUGCCUUGAGGAAGAGGCAGUGGAUGUUAGUGAAAGGUUGUUUGAAGCAGAUAAUGCAGCGGCAGUGUUGAAGGGGAUCUCAAAAGAGCUACUGGGUCGACUUCAAAUCGUCCAGUUUAAUUUGAAUAGUUCAACUCAUCGAGAAACUGAGCUAAGGUUGAAGCUUGAAGAUUCUGAAGAGAAGUUGGAAGCCAAAGAAAGUGCAUUGCAGAAGCUUGAAAGUGGUGGAACCAGAGUCAAUGACUUCCUUCUAGCACAGACAGACAACCUAAAAGCAAAGUUGACGGAAGCUGAAAAUAAGUUCAUUCUUGCCAAUUCUGAGGCAUUCACUUUGCGUGAGAAAGUAGAUUUAUUAGAGAAGCAACAUAAAGAAUCUGAGUUUAACUUGUUAAGUGCAAAAGCCUCUGCCGAUAAAAGUCGUGAAUGGUGUGAUGUUUUACGUUCUGAGAUCAAUGAAUUAGAAAAUGUUAUUGACGAUUUGAAAGAUAAAUUAUCUAAAGCAGAAGAUAGAGCAGACAAUGCUGAAGCCAAAUGCAAAUUACUAGGUGAGACGAACAUGGAACUUAAUGAAGAGCUGGGUCUUCUUAAAAGCCAUAAUAUAACUUCUGAAAAGGUUGAAGCACUUGAGAGACAAUUGAAGGAAUCUGAGAUUCGGUUAUUAAAUGCUGUGGCUUCUGCUGAAGCUAGUCAGGAGAAGGAAAAUAUGUUGUAUACUACAAUUGGAGAUAUGGAAAAUUUAAUUGAGGGUCUAAAAUUGAAGCUUUCAAAAGCUGAUAAUCGAGCUGAUAGUGCAGAAGAUAAGUGUAUCAUAUUAUCUGAGACUAAUGCUGAGCUAAGUGAAGAACUGAGCUUUUUGAGGGGUAGACUAGAUUGCUUGGAGGCAUCUUUAAAUCAAGCUGAGGAAAUAAAAAUGGCGACUGCAAAGGACAUUGGCAUUCGUACCAAACUGAUAGCAAAUUUGCUCAUGCAACUAGCUGUGGAAAGAGAGCGCCUUCACCAGCAGAUAUCUGCACUAGCACUGGAAAAUAAAAUUUUGGUAGUGAAGUUGAAGCAAACAGACAAGGAUCCAUCUAUUAUUGGGAGCCAUGAGAGUAGGGGAAAUGUCAAGGAAUUUUUGUUUUCAAAGCAAGACUCUAGUACUGCUUCUGCAAGAGAAAGUAACGAAGAAAUAACCAAGUUGUCAGCUGAUGGUUCUGAGUUGGACAAGACUACUGAAUCUGUUGGUGAAUCUGAAGUGAAACCUGCAGAUGCCACAUCUGAGUUCGAGAACGUGAGGAGAAUAGAUGCAAGAUUGCUCAGCUUCAAGCAUGUUUCCUUGGCAUUGCUCAUCCUGUUAAUUUCAGCGGCCGUUUAUUUUUUCAAGAUGCAGGAGUGUCCCUUCUAAUGAUGACAAUAUGCAUGAUCAUGAAAUUCAAUUUUUGGGUGAGUGAUACUAUGGGAAAGCUAAUGCCAUGAAGACCUUUGAAUACAUAUGAAUUUUUGCUGCAGUGGUAGAGUCUAGUUUUUCAUGACUUACAAGACAACCAGCUCUGUUAACAUAGGCAACAGCUCUGUUAACUUCCUGGAAAAUUACUCAUGUUGUAGACUUAAUUGCAAUCUUCACAUUUUUAAGCAAAGUACUUGUGCAAUCUUCACAUUUU